Pyrus x bretschneideri (Chinese white pear) is the source of this 654-nucleotide messenger RNA. RefSeq lists its product as uncharacterized. The record is from RefSeq and is a predicted model, not a curated record. Lineage: Eukaryota; Viridiplantae; Streptophyta; Magnoliopsida; Rosales; Rosaceae. The transcript has 4 exons. Bases 1 to 654 code for a protein of 217 amino acids.
AUGAAACCCCCAAUUAUUUCAUGUUCCAAAACUAACUUCCUUUCGAUUGCUACUUCUGCUGCUCCUGAGUCUAGCACUCCAACCGUGCUGCAAUCAAGACCAACCUCAGAUGCCAACCAAGAUUUUGAGAAUCAAGAGCAGGAACUCGAGCCUACCUCUAUUGAGCCAGAAAAUGGCAAAAGUAAGGCUGUCGUUCAAAAUGAUUUUGGGUCAGGAAAGAGUCAUGAGUUUUCAGAAGUUGCAGUUUGGGACUCCUAUAAAAGCCUCCUUGAACUUUUAGGCCGAGGGUUUGCACCCAAUACACUGGCCAGCUCCUCCAUUUCUACUCCUGCCACAGACUCGCAAGCCAUAGAAACAAUCAGAACUUUUCUAGAAAUGGACUUUGCUACUAUGGCUUGCAAUGUUAAACAAACUGACAUGAUUUCACACAUCAAGGGACUCGUAGUUUCUAGUUGGUUUCCCUCUGACAGCAAAACAUGCAUUUUGCCAUUAUUGGAGCAGCUAGAGCAACUUGUUCGAGACUAUUCCGAGUAUGAUAAGGGCAAAAAAUUAAAUGCCCAAGUCGAAGAUAUGAUAAAGCGUCUUCAACCUAAGGUUCAGUUUUGUGAUAGCAAGAGGAGAGACCUUCAAAGACUAGAGAAUGAGAGAAAGUAG